UGACAGCUGUCUAAUAUCGAUGACUUUUUGACCUUGGUUAUAACGACUGUUGUGAAAAAACAAACAAUUCGUAGUGUUGUGUAUGUGUAUGUUAGAAAUGGAGCCAACAAUAAAUAUUAUGGAAAGACAAGGAAGUUGCUUACUACUUCGUUCCGCUAGUCAAAAUUCAUUAGAUGAAAGUUCACAAAAACAAAUCUCACAAAUUCAUCCUCACACAAAAGAAAGACCACCAUAUAGGAAUCAUAUGCACACGCAAAAAGCAUUCGAUGUUAUGAAUUUAAUGAGGAAGCAGAAGUUACUUUGCGACGUAGUAUUGGUAGCUGGAGAUGCUGAAAUAGCUGCACAUAAGAUGGUAUUAGCUGCCUGCUCUCCUUAUUUCUACGCAAUGUUUUCUAGUUUUGAGGAGAGUAGGCAAGAUAGAAUAGUGUUACAAGAAGUUGAUCAGCAAGCAUUAAUGCUCUUGAUAGAAUAUGUAUAUACUUCAGAAGUUAGUGUAACAGAAGACAAUGUACAAGUAUUACUUCCCGCAGCAAAUUUAUUACAACUUACUGAUGUUAGGGAUGCUUGUUGUGAAUUUUUACAAGCCCAGUUACAUCCAACAAACUGUUUGGGAAUUAGGGCAUUUGCAGAUUUACAUGGCUGUUUAGAAUUGCUGUCACAUGCCGAAUAUUACAUAGAACUUCAUUUUUCAGAAGUUGUUGAAUGUGAAGAAUUUUUAACACUUUCGCAUCUCCAAGUGUCAAAAUUAAUAAGUAGUGAUAGAUUGACAGUACCUACAGAAGAAAAAGUAUUUGAAUGUGUGGUGGCAUGGGUACAAAAUGACUUGGAAAAUAGGAAACAGCAUCUUUCUUCUUUAAUGGAAUAUGUUAGAUUACCACUUAUGUCACAAGAAUAUUUGGUACAGAGAGUAGAAGAAGAACCUUUACUGAAGACAGAUUUACAGUGUAAAGAUUAUAUAAUAGAAGCUCUAAAGUAUCAUUUGUUGAAAGGAGACAACAAAACUUCGUUUAGAACACCAAGAACUAAACCUAGGCAACCAGUUGGUUUACCAAAAGUUCUACUAGUAGUUGGUGGUCAGGCUCCGAAGGCUAUCCGCAGUGUAGAAAGUUACGACUUCAAAGAAGAAAAAUGGUACCAAGUAGCCGAAAUGCCAACUCGUCGAUGUAGGGCUGGGUUGGCUGUUCUAGGAGGCAAAGUGUACGCUGUUGGAGGUUUCAAUGGUUCUCUGAGAGUUAAGACUGUUGAUUUUUACGAUCCAGCAAUGGAUGUAUGGACUGCUUUUGAAAGCAUGGAAGCUAGACGAUCUACAUUGGGAGUAGCUGUAUUAAAUAAUUGUAUAUAUGCUGUUGGUGGAUUUGAUGGAUCGACGGGGUUAAAUAGUGCUGAAAUGUUUGAUCCGCAAACAGGAAAAUGGCGGAUGAUAGCUUCAAUGUCCACUAGACGCAGUAGCGUAGGCGUAGGUGUCCUUUACGGACAAUUGUACGCUGUGGGUGGAUACGACGGGGCAUCUAGACAAUGUUUAAGUUCCGUAGAAUGCUACACUCCUGACACUGAUACUUGGACUUCAGUUCCAGAUAUGGGCUGCAGAAGAAGUGGAGCAGGAGUAGGUGUUCUAGAGGGUAUUCUGUAUGCAGUAGGAGGACACGAUGGCCCUUUAGUUCGAAAAUCCGUAGAAGCAUAUGAUCCAGCAAAAAGUACAUGGACUCCAGUUACCGAUAUGGCUAUGUGCAGACGUAACGCUGGCGUUGUGGCCAUGAAUGGUGUAUUAUAUGUAGUGGGUGGUGAUGAUGGCUCAAGCAAUUUGGCUUCUGUUGAAGUCUACAACCCAAAGACUGACAGCUGGACAAUGUUGUCAAGCUGCAUGAGUAUUGGACGAAGUUAUGCUGGGGUAGCAAUUAUUGAUAAGCCGAUAUGAAGGUUACCUAAUGCUGGCAAUGGUGGAGACCUGGGUGAAAAGCAUAUUGACGAAAAUAGUAACGCCGAAGGCGCUGUUGGUUACGAAACCCAACAAUUUCAAGAAAACAUCUACGAAACGAUUUGCAACGACAACAACGAUCCCAAUGCCAGCACCAACCUUACCUCGAAUCAAAACGACACCGAAAAUAUUUAUGAAACUAUUGAAGAUAUUCAGACUGCUCGAGAAAGAUUAUUUGCUGAACUUCCUUACGAUUCUAAUAUUGACCAGCCGAGUUGUAGUAGUACUUAUGGUCGUAUCGGAAAUGCCUACGGGCGUAUCGAUGUAAUAGGUCAUGGUAUAGGCCGCAUCGAACGCCAUCUCUCUUCUUCUUGUUGUUCUAUUAACAAUAACCAUAACGCUAUAGAGAACCUUUAUGGGACCAAAGAUCAUACGGGAAGAAUUAGUAAAGUGUCUCUUCAGUGGUUAUUGGCUAAUAAAUGGUUACCUCUUUGGAUUGCUAACACGGAAACAGGGAGGGAUUAUAGAAUUAUAGAUUUUCUAAUAGCUCAAGGUCUUGAUAAAGAAGAUGAGGAAGAAGGUGAUCCUAACGGAGAAGGGCACGGUGGGAACAACGUCAAUGAACAAUAAUAGGCUUUAUAUACAUAUAUCUCAAUAUUUUUUUUUGGCUAUUUAUGUGGAUUUUGAAUAAUUACUGCGAGUCAAAAUUUAUUUUUACAUGUCACAAAGAGUGCAAAAUUAUGUCAUUAUUUUAAAGCAAAUGAAUUUUUAUUUGAGGUCAUUUUGUGGAUGUGGCAAUAUUGUAGUUGAAGAUUUUGUGAUUGGAAUUAAUAUUUACUGACUAUAACUCAAGCUAAAAGUUUCUAAUUCGUUGACUAUAACAAACUUCUAUUACGAAAUUGUUUAAUAAAAAAAGUAUAAUCAAAAGGAAUGUCUGUCAUGUUAACAUUUUCUUAUUAGUGAUCAAGGACAUACUCAAUUUUUCUUGUUGACAUAUUCACUAAAAUUAUUAAUAAAGUUACUAGAUUUGUUUAAAUAUCAUACGACGUUUUGACAGUCCAAUUUCUUGAUAACUAUACAUUUGACAUGUAUGAUAUUUGGCAGCUACAAACCAUCGAAACUAAUGAUUAUAUUUAUUAGAAAAAGACACCCCAACAUUUUUUUUAAAUAGAACUAACUGUAUAAUAUAACAUGUUUUUAUGUUUCAAAAAAAAUCCACAACAAUUGUUAACAUGCUCUUGUGCAGUAAUGUCAGUGGAUGCCAUUAAAUGCGCGUAUAGUUUGAAACAAUAAAUACAUAAUUUUAUUAAAAAACAUAAUUAAAACGCAUCCAAAGUUAUGAUAUAAUGUUCAAACCUUGUUAAGAUUUCUUGUCCUACAUGAUGCUGUAAUUAUUAUUGAUGUUCUAAUCUCCAGAUUGCUUAUUGUAUCCUUUAAAUAAUUCAAGUUAGUGAAGAUAGUGACAUCUAAGUUGGAAUUUCUGUAUCCGUUGGAGUUAUUCAUACUGAACGAACUGUUUACACCAACACUCACAAUUACACUGUCUUACGCGCGUUUCGAUAACCAAGUUAUCGUCUUCAGAGACUGAAAAUAAACUGUAAAGUUUACCUUGUGAUGGUGGUGGCGGUGUAAACAGUGUGUUAAGUAAGAUUGCGACAUAAAUCUCAGGGAAAGAAAUCUGUGUAAUAUCCAAUUAUUGGGGUCGUCACACCAGUUAAACUAAUCCAUUUUUUAGGAAAUCUGUUAGCAAGGUAUUCUUCAAAUUAUCCAAAAAGCGCUCAAUGCUCAAUUUUCUGCUGCUUAUUGUUUGCCUUUCAUUUAGAGGAAUGUCUUCAAACAAAGUUACUAAAUUAUUUUGAAUAGAAUCCAAGUCUCUCUGCCCUCAAAUUCUUAGAUAUUUCGUUUCUCACAUCUACUUUGGAUAUACUUGUGACCAUAUAUGACAAUUGUAGCUAUUUAAUUAUUAUGAAAUAUACUUGUUAUUGUUAUUCCUAAUUUUUGUUCAAGAAAUCGAAGUAGAUCUAAAAACAAUUCAAAAUAUUUAUUACAUUGUCAUCUUCCUGAGGUGUCUUUUGCCGAGAACCUGUUUUGUUUAGAAAAGACCCAGUUCACAGUGUUCGUUCAAAAUGAGCAACAGUACUUGUGCUUUUGCUUUUUUUCUUGCUCUUUUAGGAAAUCGAUUUCUAUAUAAAGUAAACACAAGUUUUAAUUUUUACACAUUCUUCAUAAGUAGUAUGUUUACUUAUUCAUUGCUAAAGUGUUUUCACACUAGACUAUGACUAAUAAUUAAUGACAGCUCUUGAUUAACUUUAUACAAUAAUGAAUGAAUGAAAAACGAUUUUGUGCUUUGACAUUUCUAGUUGUUGGUAUUUCCUGAUGUAUUCGUAUCAGUAGUUCUUUAUUUUAGUAUAAUCAGGAGCAUCAUCAGAUCUAGAAGAAGAUGAAACGCCUACAUUGACUUCAGUAAUCUGAUCAUAGUCAUUAGCAUUUCCUGGUGUAGAAGUAUUAGUUGUUUGUUCUGAAGCAUCAUUGGUACUAAAAAAAGUGGUAACAUUUUCAUUAUGUUCUUUUUCAAAAAAAUUUACGUCUAUUAAUGUGUUGGGGUCAUCUGUAAGAUAUCGAUUUAAAUUACGUGGUGUAAAAGAUUAUCAUGAAAUACUCAAUUUAUAAAAGAAAACUUCGUGAGAGAUGCUGUAUAAUAAAAUUAAAACAUCUAUCAAUAGAGAUAAUUUAAGUAAAAAUGUUGAUACGAAAAAUUGUGUUUAGUGGUUGGCAAAAAAUUAGAAAUUUUCAAUUGAUAUUUUAUUCCAGUAAAAUGUUUUAAUUUAUUUUAACAUUUUCGUUUUUGCUCAAAUUUCGUCCUCAUUGUUUUCAGGGGUAAAAAUAAAUUUUUAUUUCAAUCUAAGCAUAAUAAUCCACUUACGCCAAAUUCAAACAAUAAGGAAGCGUCUGUCAACAAAUCAAAAUACAAAUAUUGAUUUUCGAAUAAUGAUUUUUAUAGUUACAAUUUAAUAUGACAAGAUCUGAUAUUUGAAAAUAACUCUCUGGAAUUUAUUUUAUAUAGUGUUAUAUAGGCGAAAAUAUCAAGAUUCAAUCUUUUACUUAUUAAAAUUCGUUCAAUUAUUAUAUAUAGCAUUAUUAUUAUGUUAUGAGGAGGCUGUUUCUUGAAAUAAUACUCACAAUCUUCAUCUUAGAAGUUAAUACAGAAGUGAUGAACUUGAUUUAAAAGAUUCAAAAAGACACACACUUUUUUUUGUCUCUAUUUUUAAGGUUAUGCAAACCUCUCUUAACUCAUUUGUAAUGCAGAUGUUUUGUAUUAAUUUAUAUCAAACUUUUUUCGCUGUAUUUCCUUUUAAAAGAUUAUUUUGAAAUAACACGAGAAUCAGUUCCAGCAUUGAAACAUAAAAAUAUCUGGAAUGUCACCAAUCAAAGAAGAUAAGAUUUAUAUUACAUACAAGUAACGUUACUCUAUAUCCUCUAAGAUCUAUUUUGCUUCUCAUCAAAGCUACCCGCUUUGUAAGACCAACUACAGCUCGCUCUCUACUUCCAGUGUCUGUGAUGUCUUCGAUGAAGUCACGUCCGUGUUGCUUAUACAUAGCAUUUUCUAUAGCUGUGGUCAGGAGUUUCUUCCUUUUUCCUAUAGAAUCUGUACUCGUCAUAUUCUAGGUUUUGUCUCAUUAUGUGUUUUCUAGGGCGGCAUUGUUCUGUAAGAAACCCGGUAAGAACGUGUAGCAAAUUUUUAAAUCUUACAGAGUGAAGUUCUAUUGAAAUGAUUCAGUCCUAGAAAAAUCCACCAGAGCAAUUCUCUUUUGGAUUCUGUCAAUUCCUGAAAUUCUUUUCUUGUAGAUGCGUUUUUCUAUACUGUAAAAAGGUCCGGGGGCAGUAAAAGGCUUUUUUGCGCUUUUUUCUUCAAGUCUUCUUUUCCCUAAAUUCCUUAUUGACCGGGAAUUAGUAAUAUAGUAGCUUAAGCCCUGGCUGCGAGAAUGGAUGACUAUGCCGCAUUUCUUAUAGUUUCUUUCCAAGAUCAAACAUUUUUCAAUAGCAAGUAAUUCUGGCUGGAAGGUGGUGGCAUGAGAUCUUAGCGGUGGUAAACUUUUCACCCACACUAUUUCAUGUUAUUUCUAUUGAUAGCUUAGCAGUAAAUCCCCUUUCCCAAUCUCUGUUUUUAUUAAAAUCAUAGUAAAAUGUUUAGUUUGUCAAUUUUCUUAUCAUUACAUCACUGGGGAACUUCAAUAAAAUGAUACCAUUAAUUGCCGUACUAAAUUCAUAUUUUUUCAGUAGAAGCAAUAUCUCUUUAUUUUAUAUGAAUGACAAAUCAAUUUCUGAAUGUAGUCUAAGUCCUUUGCUUUAUGUAGGUCAGGUGAUAGUGAGUAUUAUAUUUUUUUAGGUAUAAAAUUAUUCAAAAACUGUGAUAUAAAAUAUACUGGAUGGUAUAUGGCUGUAAUUAUUUAUUUCCUGAUAAGAUGCAGCUUGUAAUUUUCGCCUAUACUUUAUUUGUAUGUAGACAUAAACAAUUGCGUUAAGUUUUAUCGAAAUUUUAUCGCUGCUGUAAUAAAGUGUAUGAAAAAACAAUACAAAUUUGAGUGUGACUUUAAAGUGACAAGAAUCUUUUGUUCUAGUUGUGGUAUAAUAUAUUUGUAUUUAUUGUAUUUUACCUUAUUUUGUGACACAUACUGUAUAUAUGAUAUAAUUUCCUGUAUCAGGUUAUUACUAGUAGUAUUAUUUUUUCCAAAAUUAUAGUUGUAAAUCAACAAA
Molecule: messenger RNA, 6670 nt
Organism: Diorhabda sublineata
Lineage: Eukaryota; Metazoa; Arthropoda; Insecta; Coleoptera; Chrysomelidae
Gene: kel
Product: ring canal kelch homolog
Exons: 7
Coding region: 83-1915 (610 amino acids)
Molecular function (GO): protein binding
Source: RefSeq, a predicted model, not a curated record